AUGCAAUGUGCCUGUUUCCUGGAAGGUGUUGCGCCCUUCUAUAAUGACCGUGUUACACUGAGGGGAUGGCAGAGGAUUGAUGUGUAUGUGGCUGAUGUUGGACGAGUUUGUGACCCUGUGGAUCCUGCUCAUGGGCUACAGCAGGCAUUUGACGACGAUGUUGUGGCUCUUUUUGAUUUGGGACAACAUGACACAGCGGGCAGCAGUUGGGCGGAAGCGCGCCAAGAGCUGUUUGACCGGGCUCUUUUCCAUGCUGAAAUGGAUGAUCAUUUCGAUGCCUUGGUGGCACAUAUGGCGCACCUUGCGCAGGUCGUCCUUUUUUUGGCGGAUGGACAAGAUGCCAUGCAUGGUUUUGUCAUUCAAAAUUGGCGUGGGCAGUCGUUUGUGAACAUGGUGGAGCAUAGGUGGGAGCACUUGGGAGGCCUGCAGUGGGACUUUAUCAUGCUCCGACUCAUGCCCUCCAUGUUCGACUACCACGGGCGCAUGAUAAUGUUGAUCAUCCCGCCAGCAGUCCUCCUGGAACAGAAUGCCUACCCGGAGGUGGUGAUUGAGUGGACCUUUCAGCUGCGUCAACGGGAUCAGGCAACCUGCCUAUGGCAGAAUGCGGACUUGGCAUACAACUUGUCCCCAGCUGGCCUUCCGCCGGAUGUGUUCGAAGAAUGCUACAUGAAGGAAGGCAGGGUCUUUUAUGUGGCAUCGGAGACUGCUGAUUUAGUGCAUAUCGUUGCGGAGCUGGAGUUGGUUGGUCUUCAGCGGGACAUAGCCCCACAUGUGAAGGUGCUUCAGACCCCAACGAUGGUGACUAAGGGCUACCUCUACCAGCAAUGGUUCAAUGUGGCCCAGCUUGAAGCCGCCAGUGAUCUUCCUCUAGUGUACCGCAAUGGACAACCUGUACACCAAGACGCUUUUGAGGUCAAAGAGAGCGACUACAUCCUGGUCAAGGUCUUGGAUCCUGAGGAUAUCAGGGAAAUGAAGCGGCAACGACAGUGCCCUGCUGGUACAAGUUCUUCAGAUUCAGCACCGUUGGAGGCGCUCACUCCGAGUGCUCAGGCAGCUGUUGGGCCAAGUUUGAUGCAGCAAAGUCGUUCCCUUGGUCCACACCGCACUUUUGCUGAUAUUCUUGGUGGACGUGAAAGAUCAAGAUCCCCCCCAGUUGGCGUGGACACUUUGAAGGUUUAUGGGGAGAACCUUCUUGUCAAGGAAUGCCCUUGUGCAACGAACACGUGGAUGCACGCUGCACGCACCUGCAUCCUUGGGCCUGAUUGCCUUGCCUUGCCGGGCUAUGUGAUGGAGAAUGCUUAUGUCAUGGAGAUCUACCCCCCACUGAAAGAACCAAGCCGUGUGGUGCAUUCGUUCCUCUUCGCCUCUAGUGGAACUCUGAGACCUGGGCAGGUGCUGAUCUUUGUGGAACUCAUUGAGAACGUCCCCAAUACCAUUGGCCGGCAUUCCAAAACCAGGCGAGUUCUUAAGGUCCAUGCUGAGUAUACCAGGGCACAACUCGCGGCUGAUCUUGGUGUGACGGAGAAAUGCUCUACAGUGACCUGCUUAGUGCUGCAAGGUGAGGAGGCAGGUGGCCACACGACCAACUCACACCUUUGCUUCAAUGGCCAGAGUGAGACUCCCUCCACCAGGCAGGUGAUCUCCUUAGCUGACUUGAUUGGUAUGAAAUUCCGCCCGGUGUACAAGAGAGAACGUAAUGAGCAUCAACACCAGUAUGGCGUGGACUGUCAUGAGGUCAUUCAGGCCAUGGACUGGUUCAAUUGCCAUGCUUGCAUCCCGCUCUUCCCGAAUGACAUUUCAUGGAAGGCUUGCACGGACCCUUGGGUGAAGCUGCCUUGGUGGGAGGGGGCACCUCCUCAGGAGUUACACUUCUACCUUGACGGUUCCUCAAUUGACCAUCAUGCAGGAGCGGCGGUCACUCUCUGGGUUUACGCGGAAGCUUGGCAAUGGGCUGGUGCACUCAUGCACAAGUUAGAUGAUGGCCGGAAUGCGUAUGAAGCGGAGGUGGUUGCACACAUGCUGAUGAUGAAAUGGGUGCAUGAUCUGUGGAGGACACACGGCAGACGGCAAUGCACACUUAUGGACACCGGGGUGAUCCUGGUAACGAGGCAGCAGAUUCUUUGGCCAAGUUUGCUGCUCUACAUCCUGGGGUUCAAGAAUCGUUUUGGCAAGGCUUCUGUUCGGAGAGUACAAUGGUUUUGGAUCUUAGCUCGACCUGAUCUACGAGAGUACUGGCAUGCAGGCCGCUUGCAGCCGCCUCAGCCUCAGCCAGAAGCAGAUGAGCAAGUGUUGCGAGAGCUGCGUGCCUGGCAAGCUUCAACCACACCGAAGUCCUCGUUAUGCCUGCAGUUGAAGACCGUCUCAUGCAAUGUCUUCACCCUUUCCAAAAAGUAUGUCUCUUCUUUGGCGGCAGCUGUGGGGUUCUUGGAUCAAUGCCAUGGCAAGGACAUUGCGGUGGUGGCCUUGCAGGAGACAAGAUUGAAGAGGACUCGUCUGGGGCACUCGGACUACAUCGUCGUGGCGCACCCUAGUCUGAAAGGCAAAGGUGGUGUCUUGCUAGCCUUGCAUCGGCGACUUCUGCGCAUCGAUGGUGAACAUGGACCAAAGGAGGCGCUUGCGGAGAAGCACAUUUCUGUUGUUGCGAGCACCCAUGAGUUGCUGAUUGUCAGAGUUUGGUACGGUUCUCUUGAUGUUCUGAUGGUUGUGGCACAUGCACCUCACACAGGACGCCCUUUUGCUGAAGUAGAGGCCUUUUGGGGUUCCAUUGCCACUUCCAUUCCUGCAUAUCUCAAAUCGAAUGACAUGCUGGUGUUUGCAGAUGCAAAUGGGCGGCUGGGCUCUCGGACUUCCGAGGCAGUGCAAGGAUGCAAUGCUGAGGAGGAAAAUCCGAAUGGAGCAUGUUUUCAUGAAUUUCUCCAAACUUGGCGCUUGUGGGUGCCGGCGACCUUCGAUGCCUUCCACACUGGGCCGGGCUUCACGUGGACGCAUCCUAAUGGGGGGCAGAGCCGGAUAGAUUACAUUGCUGUGCCUGUGCGGUGGUUCUUUUCAUGGACUGACCUCCAGCCUGCGCAUGGACAUCUUCACGAUCAUCAUGCUGUAUGUUUGGAGUUCCAAUGCCAUUUGGAAGGUCGUGAUGCUUGUCAGCAUGUGCAACGGCCGGUGUCUCUUCAGCAUUUGGGAGAAGCUGCAGUGGCGCAGGAGCAAAUGGCAAGGGUCAGCCACAUGCCGCCAAUCGAUUGGGCAAUGGAUGUGCACCAGCAUGCUCACGAGCUCACGAAGCGCUUUUCUUCUGGGGUUCAUGCAGUGGUUCCCAAAAGAUUGCCCUUUCACCGAAAACUUCAUUUCUCGGCAGUGACUCGCAGGGCUAUUCUGCACAAAGCCCAUCUACGCGGUCGUCUCCUUCGAUUAGAAUAUGGGAGACGGCUAUUGCUUCUGCGGGCUUGUUUUGCUGCUUGGAGAACCAAUGAAACUGAGAUGGGGCAGAUGUUGACAGACAUGGGUCAGGAGGAUAGACAUCUGGCAUGCACUUGGGUGUCUUUGUUCUUGACCUUUCGUCGGGUGCGAAACAGUGCGACAGCUUUGCAGCGCUACGACACACAGGUGUUCUUUGAUGCCUUGAAGGAUGAAUGGCACAAUUGUGAUCAACCUGGGAAAACCAAAGAGCUUUGGACCCUGGUGAAGAGGCAUCUUCCGCGCCACAAGACACGUCAGCAUGCUCGCCCGGCAGUUCAGCAUGAAGAACUUAGGGAUCAGUGGAGGCCUCAUUUAGAACGGCUUGAGGCUGGAGCUUCUGUGCGCUUGGAAACUCUAUACCAGGAGCUACUCAGUGAUGAUCCUCCAUUUGAGGCCAGCAUGCAGAUGUGUGCCUUAGAAGAGAUUCCUCCCCUGGUUCAGGUUAAAAACUCAUUGCGGGCCACACGGCCGGGGAAAGCGGCUGGGCCUGAGGGGCUGCCUUCUGAAUGGAUUCAUGCAGGUGCUGAUUCUUUGGCACCAUGGGUCUUCGAUCUGAUUCUCAAGAUGAUCCUCACGACCCAAGAACCCAUCCCAUGGAAGGGCGGGAUCCUUCAGGCGUUUUCCUACUUCGGCUGA
Messenger RNA from Durusdinium trenchii, 4089 nucleotides. Lineage: Eukaryota; Dinophyceae; Suessiales; Symbiodiniaceae. The record is from the annotation of a GenBank genome assembly.